AUGUGGCACGGAGAAGGAGCGUGGCAACAUACCGCGUUGGCUGGGCUCGGCAUGUGUUGCCCGUUGACUUCGGAGCCGCGACGGCCGGGCGGCGCUUCUCUGCUGCCGUCGCCUCUGCAGAGCGGAAACAGUUGGGCCCGCAGCUCGGUCACCGUGUUCAACAUGGUACAGCACUCGACCGGCACCAUCAGAUCCGUCGUCUUCGGACACCGGCGCACUGACGCCUCCAGCUCGAUCAGAGUCCUGCCUCCGUGA
Protopolystoma xenopodis is the source of this 255-nucleotide messenger RNA. The record is from the annotation of a GenBank genome assembly. NCBI's taxonomy places the organism in Eukaryota, Metazoa, Platyhelminthes, Monogenea, Polystomatidea, Polystomatidae.